Messenger RNA from Pangasianodon hypophthalmus (striped catfish), 6029 nucleotides. It is a transcript of the gene wdr62, whose product is annotated as WD repeat domain 62. The coding region runs from base 445 to 4866 and encodes 1473 amino acids. Lineage: Eukaryota; Metazoa; Chordata; Actinopteri; Siluriformes; Pangasiidae. Gene Ontology annotation, molecular function: protein binding. The record is from RefSeq and is a predicted model, not a curated record. The transcript is spliced from 31 exons.
UAGGCGGGUAAAGAAGGGAGUAAGGGAAGGGAACAUAGUCGUGUUUGUAUUGGAUUAGGACAGGCCCUGUGUUUGAAACUCUGUGCCGCCCUCUCAAAUGUCGUCGCAAGGAUGCUUUUUUUUCUUCUUUUGCGUCUGUUUGUAGUUUGAAGUGUCACUUUCAUGAACUUACUCUCCAUACUUCUGAUUUACGGUUUUUCAUUUAAUAUAACGUGCAGUGUUAUUUUACGCGGUUUUCUGGACAGGCGGAUAACUUUUUAACAGUUUAAUGACUUGUGUUGUUUUUAUACUGAUUACUUUUACUAAGUAAACAUAUUGAGUGCUAAAGGUUCCGUAAACACAAAUCCUCAUUGCCAUCUAAAGCGCUUGGGAAACAUCAGAAAGGCACUUGAGAAGCACUACAGCAGCUCAGCUGUGUGCGGUUUGUCUUUGUGUGAGCUCGCCAUGGCGGAAGGAGCAUCUCUUUCUGGGGGACUGAGCCUGAGUUCUUUCACCUCUCGGGUGAAGAAAACAAACAGCAGCAGUGUGCCAGUGAACGCGCGACGAAGCAGCCGACAAAGCCACAAGAGGGACAUUCACAGUCGGGUUGUUCUGGAGAAAGUUCUGGGUAUCACCACAACUAGCAACAGUGGUUUGGCCUGUGACCCUAAUACAGGCACUGUUGCAUACCCUGCAGGAUGUGUCAUCGUGCUCCUGAAUCCAAAGACUAGCAAGCAAAGCCACAUCUUUAAUACAUCAAGAAAAACCUUCAGUGCAUUGGCUUUCUCACAGAAUGGAAAAUAUUUGGUCACUGGUGAGAGUGGACACAUGCCCUGUGUGAGAGUGUGGGAUGUGGCGGAGCGUACUCAGGUGGCAGAGGUCCAGUGCCACAAGUAUGGAGUUGCCUGUGUUGCUUUUUCUACUAAUGGCAGCUACAUUGUGUCUGUGGGAUUUCAGCAUGACAGGACUGUCAGCGUCUGGGAGUGGAAGAGAGGGACUGUUAUUGCAUCCAAUAAAGUGUCUAGUCGUGUGCUGGCUGUCUCCUUCUCUGAGGACAGUAGCUACUUUGUCACUGCUGGAAACAGACAUGUGAAGUUCUGGUAUUUGGAUGCCUCCAAGGAGAGACGUGUGAACAGUACAGUGCCCCUGAUUGGUCGAUCAGGGUUGCUAGGAGAACAUCAGAAUAGUGAAUUCUGUGAUUUGGCGUGUGGUCGUGGCACUAUGUCGAGCAGUACCUACUGUAUCACCCAUACUGGUCUGCUGUGCCAAUUCAACAGCAACCGGCAGCUGGAUUUAUGGGUUGACCUCAAAACUUCUUCAGCACACUGCUUAUCUGUGAGUGAAGCUUUCAUUUUUUGUGGCUGUGCAGAUGGCACUGUGCGGGUAUUUAGCCCACAAAACCUGCAUUACAUCACCACACUGCACCGGCCCCACUGUCUAGGAGUGGAUGUCUCUCAGGGCAUGCCGCCUCAGCCAGAGGCGGAGUAUCCAGAUACCUUGGCCCUGACACAUGACCCUGUGACCAGCCACCUGAUGUGUGUAUAUAAUGACCACAGUGUGUAUGUUUGGGAUGUGCAUGAUGUCCACAAUGUAGGGAAGGUCUACUCUUCCCUGUACCACAGUGCUUGUGUCUGGAGUGUUGAGACCUACCCGGAGUUGGAAGAUUCACCUGUAGCUUUGUUGCCUGGAUCUUUCCUUACCUGUUCAUCUGACAACACCAUUCGUCUUUGGAACAGUGAUUUUCAGCAAAGCCACUACCAAAGCUCUAACCUCUACAGUCAGGACUUGGUGAAGAUUGUGUAUGUGGAUAACGAUACUGGACACCUUAAGGCCCCACCAGAUAAAGCAGAGGGUAACCAAGAUGGCAAAUUUGGAAUCAGAGUCCUAGGAAUCAGCCCUGAUGGCCAGCACCUGGCAGCUGGAGAUCGUAGUGGAAAUCUACGGAUCUAUGGGCUUCAGUUCAUGGAUGAACUUCUGAGGAUUGAGGCCCAUGAUUCUGAGAUUUUAUGUCUGGCCUUCUCUCCCACAGAGACUGGUGUGCAUCUGUUGGCCUCAGGCGGUCGUGAUCGACUCAUACAUCUAUUCAAUAUGGACAAAAGCUACAGUCUUGUACAGACUGUUUAUGACCAUUCGGCAUCUGUCACUGCCAUGAAAUUUACAGGUGUAGGUCCAAAGGUGUCCAUGGUAAGCUGUGGUGCCGACAAAAGCAUUUACUUCCGCUCUGCUGAAAAGACUUCUCAGGACCUGGCUUUCUCAAGGUCACAUCAUGUGGUGGAGAAAAGUACAUUAUAUGACAUGGACCUGGACGCCACACUCACACACACUGCCAUUGCCUGCCAAGAUCGCAACAUUAGAGUAUACAAUGUGAAGAGUGGCAAGAUGAAAAAGUGCUUUAAGGGCUCUUUGACUGAUGAUGGCCCAGUGCUUAAGGUUCAACUGGAUCCUUCUGGGAUGUUCUUGGCCACCAGCUGCUCAGACAAGAGCAUCUGUGUUUUUGAUUAUGAGACUGGAGAGUGUGUGGCAACAUUAUUUGGGCAUUCUGAAAUUGUUACUGGUAUGAAAUUCAGUCCAGACUGCAAGCAUCUAAUCACUGUCUGUGGUGAUAGCUGUGUGUUUGUGUGGCAGCUGUGCUCUCAAAUGACUAACUCGAUGCGGAAGAGAUUGGCAGAAAGGAAACGGAGAGCAGGACUGAGAAACCUGAACAGAGUCACCUGCAAACAACAAGCCAUCAGGAGAGAAACCUACAUCACUGUACCAUGCCGUGGGAUUGUUCAACCAAAAGAGGGAGAAACAAACAGCUUGUUGGGGGAAAUGGAAGAUGUUGAGGAAGAUCCCAAGACUCCAGCCAGGCUAGACAACGCUGUAGGGAGUCUGGAUAUUAUGAUGCCACAGACCAAUGGCCGACUCCCUAUGUGGGCCCGCAGAUUGGGUGCUGGAGUUGGCAGCAGUAGCAGUGUGGAUCCACAGAGAGUCCCUCAGUACCAACCACAGGGGCGCUGGGCUGCACAUGCUGAUCCAUUUGCUAUUCGUUCAGUACUGGAGACCAGAAGCCUACAGCUCCCUCUCUCUGACACUCCCAGCCGAGCAGAAGAGCAUGGGGACGAAUGUGUAGAACAGAAAGAGGGACAGGAAGUGGACUUUCACCCUCAGAGUCUAGACAGUCUUUUAGAUGAAGAAGAAGAGGGUGGUGAUAUAGAUGAAGAGGAGGACAUUGAGAGGGAGUCUGAACAGUUUAGUUCUGUGCUUCAAGACACAGACUUGCAGUAUUUUAGCCCAAGGCUCAGCUCUUCAGAGAGCAAUGACUAUGCUCUGUACCCAGCCAACAGCACUACUCUGUCCACCGUAGGAGAAGGGGAGUUUGAUGUGAAGGCACUUUGUGCGGAUGUUGAAAUUGACCCAGAAGAAGAGGAGCUGAGUCCUGACAGUGCCUGCUCAGCUGAAAGUGACCAGGUGCACAGUGACCAGGCCCACGAUCAGGACACGGACUCGCUCAGUCAGGCGAGCUCCAUGGGUAGCUCUGGAGUGGAGGAAGAGGAGGAUGAAGAGCCUGCAAAUCUACUUCGCCAACACUAUGACUCUUUAGCAGUGGGAUCUAAUGAAAAGUUUAACACAGACCUGCGCAAUCUGCAGCCCUCAAAUGACAACUUCCUCAACCCUCGUCUAAGCCUUUCUACCCGUUUCCUCUCACGCUUCCAGAGCCGCAUACGUGGUACUGUGGCCGGAAGCAGUGGUGUGUGCAGGCCCGGAGUUCGCCUGCCUAGCAUUCUAGAUGAGUCCAGCAGCAGCAUGGGCAAUUCACAACUAAUUUCUAAGGCCUGUGAUUCAAAUGCCAUAAUAAGUGAUCAGAAGAAAAAUGAGAAAGCAUUAAUCCCACAAGAGAAUGACAACAGUGAUCCAGGCAUAUUUGUCCCCAAACCUGACAGCACAACCUUUGAUACUUCAAUAUCCUCCUGUCAGAGUGGCGUGGAUAUUACCAAUGCCAAACCUAAAUCUACGGAUGAGAAAGUCAAUGUGUGUCCAGAGCAGGAAAAUACUCAUGGAAGUGAGAUGCUCUGGAAAGCCUUGUUGCCUAAUCAAGACCAUAGUGAGACUCAAGAUAGUAAGGAAAACCUCCCUCCUCCACAGCCUCUUACCUUAAAGACACAUCCUAAAACUCCAGCACUUCCUCCGGAAACUCCUGCUCUGGGUAAUCUCGGCGCUCGCCCCAGCACCCUCCACUUGGACCUGGCUUCCCCAUUACCACCUGCUGCCUUGAGUGCUCUGAAAAGCCAGGUGGAGCCUAUGAAUCCUCUGUGUAGACAGGCUAUGGUGAGUCCAACGGAAAUGAGAUCGCUAGGAAGAGAGAGCCGAAAGCAGAUCAGUUGCAUUGAAGAGAAACUGACGCCCAGGAUAUCCCACAGACUCUCAUCUGGCCUUCUCAAAACACCAGUUACAGACAGCUCACUUGUAGCACCAGGAAAGAAUGUGGAAAGUACAGAAUCAGUGGUUCAAAGCAACACAGCAAGAUCAGCAAUAUCAGUGCCCACAGUAGAUGGACCUAACCCUGUAGACCCAGAUGAGACUAUUAAUCUGCAGACAUGUAAGGAGAUCGUGAAUGUGCUCCAGCAUACCAUGCAGAAAGCAGCCACCUUUUAUAGCAAAUUGCAGGGCAUCAGUGAGUUGUCAGACCAGCAGAUGCAGAUGAAAAGCAUGCUACAGGAGGCCUUUGGUGGGAUUCUACAGGAGCUUCACUCUCUUUGUCCCCAGGAUCUGAUCUCUGCUGUCCCUCAACUUCCAGAAGACUCUCCAGGUCGUCAGCUUAGGGAUGAUCGUGCUAUGGCUCUUCUAGAAAGAUACUCCGAGAUGCUACUGUUACGCAUGGCUGAAAAGAAGUUGGACUACAAUUGAGUUAUCUACACAUGGCUUAGCAUGGACAGUAAAUCUGCUACAGUUAUCAUCAGUGCUGAUGCUGCAGUGUCUGUUUACACAAAUCUACUUACUUUUUUUGCACAGAAUCAAGCGUAUUUUGUUCCCUUUUCUUGCAUAAGUGCUUUAAUUGCAGAUGCCUUCAGUAUUUCAUUUCAUAUGUCCAGUGUUUCAGUACAAAGCACUGGUUAAAUAUUGGCAGCAUUUUUCACAAAUUAUUUAUUACUGCAGAAUGAGUUUUUGCUGCACAGCAACAACCAUUGUGCUGUUUUUGUUUAAUUUUUUUUUUUUAAAAAAUGUGCUUACUGUACUUUUGUUUGACAUACGCUUUUUCCCCAAAGAGAAUGUAUUUUACCAAAUUAUCUUGCAUUUUUCCCCCCCUAAAUUUUCUUAAGAAAAGCUGUUACAGCCAUGUAAACUACAAAUGGGUAACAAAUUAAAGGGAAAAUCAACAUAGUGUCUUAGUGAGGUGGUGGGCUAUGACAAGCUGUCAGAGCAUUUUUAAUGCAAUGAUGGUGGUGGUAUGGUGUCAUUAUUUCUUUUAAAGUUGGAACAGUAUUACCCGAGUUGAAUACUCAGUGAGAGACAUACUCAUUACUUUUCACAAGUUUGUUACAGUUUUUAGUUUUUGAUCUGUUUGUUUUAUCACAUUGGUGAUACCACCCAGUCACAACUAUGUGUUCUGCUUUCUGUUAAGGACUGUUGCACAAAACCUGUUGAAGUGGUCACAUAGUGUCAUUCUGCAGACUGCAGUCUAAGUGUUGCAGAUGUAUGUCUAUGACUCAUGUUUGGCUUUGUUGUUAUUGGCCAUUUUGUUAAAGUACUUGUAAAUACAUUUCAACUAUUAACUUUUAAACUACCAACUUUUUGAUAUUAAAAGAAUGUGAUUUUAAAGAAAUGUGUGCUUUUCUACUCUUGGACUGCCUGUCCACUUUUGUUUUUAAAUGCCAUGGUCCAGCUUGGUUUACACAUUUAAGUCAAAUUGCUGACACUGUUAGACUUUUGGUUCUAAUGUAAAGAAUGUGUUACUCUAAUAAAUUAUGGACAAGUCAAUGUAUAACAGCAGGCUAGGAAUUAUAUUAGUUGAAUUCACAAUGGUUGACAAACUAACAAAGUGUAUAAAGGGGAAAAAAGACAAAAAAAAA